AUAGUUGUGUGCAUGCUAUGGGUUUCCAUUUAUUGGGUAGGGAGUUUUGUGGGGGUUUUUGUUGUUGAAGAAUACAACUACCAUGCAGAUGAUGGAAAGGUAUUGUAGAACCUUUAUAGAUAAUAGAUAGAUAUUAGAUAGAUAGAUAGAAAUGAGAUAGAUAGAUAGAUAGAUAGAUGCAAUAUAUGCAUAGAAAAUACAUUGACUAUACUCAUGUGUUGGACCUGUUUGGUUACCAUUUAGCUGUGUGGAUGCCAUUGAUUUCCAUUUAUUAUGUAGGGAGAAGAGUUGUGUUAAAGAUCACAGCCCCCAUGCAGCUGAUGGAAAGGUGUUAGUCCUUGCACACUGCUGACACUCAUAGUCACCUGCAAUGACAUAUACAUUAGCACUGCUUGUAAGGGACACAACAUGACACAUUGUAACACAAGCACCUUACUGUCACUUUGCAUUACAUGUCAUGUUGUGACAUGUCAUGAGAAGGAAAGAAGCAGACUUACCAGGAAUUGAGUGAAUGGUCCCAGUGCACUCAGCAAGCAGCUAAGUAUCUUGUAUUAAGUGCUUUUAAAGCCUCCCAAAUCCAAGCAAAAAAUAAAAAAAUACACCAAGAGGGUGCAGUAAAUAGCAGGAGAUCACAGGAUUUUGCCAUCACACUGGGUUGGAACAGAUUUGCAUUUGGCAGGAAUGCUGAGAGAACAGCUCAGCUCUCAGGAUCUGGAGUCAAGCUUGCUAUAGGGAGCAGAUGCUUCGGAUGCAUUAGAAGGAUCUGACUGAGCUGCUGCUAGCUACCAGUUCCACCUCCUCAUACAGGACUAUGAACACUGCCCCUGCUGGAUCACUGUUUACAACAUAAGACAGACGACCAGAAGGAGAACAUGAACUCUACCAGCUUCAUGCCUAGCAUGUGUGCAACAUGGCAUCCCCUAUAACAGCAGGAUGCUGGGGUCCUAGGAGGAGAGGAUAACUGUUCUGCCAGAUGUAUCCAAACCACCUGCAACAAAGACACCUGGGACAAUGAUCAGAGAUGAGGGUUAAGGAGAUCCUAACUUGGCAAGAGACUCACACUGGUGAGGUGACGGAGCUAUGUGAAUGCCACCUGAACACCAGUAUGGAUACCACUGACAACACCACAGAGGGCAUUAACAACACUUUCCUGGCGUCCUCAGGGCCAAACAGUGAGGGGCAAUAUUCUGUGACUGCUAUAUGGAGCUUGGUAGCAAUUGUCGGCUUUCUCAUCAUCUUCACCAUAGUUGGGAAUGUCUUUGUGGUCAUUGCAGUGUUGACUUCCAGGGCACUUAAAGCCCCCCAAAACCUCUUCUUGGUGUCCUUAGCUGUGGCUGACAUCCUGGUGGCUGCCCUGGUCAUGCCCUUCUCUUUGGCAAAUGAACUGAUGGGAUACUGGUACUUUGGGAAUGUAUGGUGUGAUAUCUACCUAGCUUUAGAUGUGCUCUUCUGUACCUCUUCUAUAGUCCACCUAUGUGCUAUCAGCUUAGACAGGUACUGGUCUGUCACCCAAGCAGUUGAAUACAACCUCAAAAGGACCCCCAGGAGGAUUAAAGGCAUCAUUGUUACUGUCUGGUUGAUAUCUGCUGUCAUCUCAUUUCCACCUUUGAUCUCCAUGGAUAGACUUGGGGGGGAAGCUUUGAGAAAUAUUAAUUCUACUGAUGGGAAUGUGAAGUGUGAACUGAAUGAUGAGACUUGGUACAUUCUCUCUUCCUCUAUAGGAUCCUUCUUUGCCCCCUGUGUGAUAAUGAUCUUAGUUUACAUUCGCAUCUACCAGGUGGCCAAGCUGAGGACCAGGACAUUGUCCGAGAAGAAGCCAAACACUGAUGGCUCCUCUCAUACAGAGAAUGGCUUCAGCAAGGGGACAUCAGUUAAAUUCCCCAUAGAGAAGGAGAAUGGGCAUUACCCAUCCAGACCUAUGCCACCCAAACACACAGAUUUAGAUGAGCUGGACAUUGAGGAAAGCAGCAUUUCUGAGGGCAAGAGGAGGAAGAGCAGCAGCAGAGAAGACAACACUGACUCUAGUAGGGACAAGAGGAGCCUUUCCAAGCAGUCUAGCCGCCUGUCCAGGUCCAGCAACAAAUCUAUGGACAUGUUCUCCUCUAGGAAAAAGAAGAGAAGCAGCAUGUCCAGGAGGAAACUCACCCAAGCCAGGGAGAAGAGGUUCACCUUUGUCUUAGCUGUGGUCAUGGGGGUCUUUGUUGUAUGCUGGUUCCCUUUCUUCUUCAGCUACAGCCUCUAUGGGAUCUGUAGGGAAGCCUGUGCUAUACCAGAAACUUUAUUUAAGUUUUUCUUUUGGAUAGGUUAUUGUAACAGUUCCCUGAAUCCUGUCAUAUACACUAUAUUCAACCAGGAUUUCAGACGUUCCUUUAAGAAAAUUAUCUGCCUAAGCAAGAGGAAGAGAUUUCCUCAUUAAGAUGGGAACAGCAUUGACAUUGCAAAAAUUGCCUUAGGGUGUCAAGUGCACACCAUAGGGAGGGAGCCAUUGGACUAGACACUUCUCAUUCUCAAUGCCCACAGUGAUGUGACAGUGUGAAUGUACUGGCAGGAUGUCAUGGAUCUGUGACACCAUGGUACUAUUGGUGGUGAUAUAUAUAUAUAUAUAUAUAUAUAUAUAUAUAUAUAUAUAUGUCUCAUAUUAUGAAUAUAUUUUCUACCUUUCAAACCAAGGGCAGACUUAUGUAUUAUAGGCUUUGUUUCCACCAUUUUUUGUCUCUUUUUUUUUAAGGCACCUUAUGCUAUAGUAUAUUUUACAUUUGUUCUGAAGCAAACACAAAUAUAUUUCCUAAGAAAAGCAUUGUUCUCUUUUUAUCAGUCAAAA
Hyla sarda is the source of this 2821-nucleotide messenger RNA. RefSeq names its product adrenoceptor alpha 2C (gene ADRA2C). The transcript has a single exon. Lineage: Eukaryota; Metazoa; Chordata; Amphibia; Anura; Hylidae. Bases 1022 to 2416 code for a protein of 464 amino acids. The record is from RefSeq and is a predicted model, not a curated record. Gene Ontology annotation, biological process: regulation of vasoconstriction; platelet activation; adenylate cyclase-activating adrenergic receptor signaling pathway. Gene Ontology annotation, molecular function: alpha2-adrenergic receptor activity. Gene Ontology annotation, cellular component: membrane.